Messenger RNA from Cricetulus griseus (Chinese hamster), 3432 nucleotides. The record is from RefSeq and is a predicted model, not a curated record. NCBI's taxonomy places the organism in Eukaryota, Metazoa, Chordata, Mammalia, Rodentia, Cricetidae.
UAAUGUUUCUUUUUUUCACAGGUCCGUCAACCUGUUGUAUGCACCAACAACCAUGUGUUUUGUUCCAUCUGUAUCGACUUGUGGUUGAAGAAUAACAGCCAGUGUCCAGCUUGCAGAGUUCCUAUCACUGCAGAAAAUCCUUGCAAAGAGAUUAUUGGAGGAACAGGUGAAAGUGAACCUAUGCUAAGCCCUACAGUCAGGAAGCACCUUCGGAGGACGAGACUGGAGCUGCUCCACAAAGAGUAUGAGGAUGAAAUAGAUUGUUUGCAGAAAGAAGUAGAAGAACUUAAAAGUAAGAAUCUCAGCUUGGAAUCACAGAUCAAGACUAUUCUGGACCCUUUAGCCUUGAUGCAGGGCAGCCAGAACGAAGACAAGCACCCAGUGGCAGAUAAUCCAAGUAAAGUUGACCCAGAGUCGGUAGCAGAGUGGAAGAAAAAACUCAGAACGGCUAAUGAAAUCUAUGAAAAAGUAAAAGAUGAUGUGGAUAAGUUAAAAGAGGCAAAUAAAAAAUUGAAGUUGGAAAAUGGUGGCCUUCUGAGGGAGAAUUUACGCCUGAAGGCUGAAGUUGACAACAGAUCUCCCCAGAAGUUUGGAAGGUUUACAGUUGCUGCUCUUCAGUCCAAAGUAGAACAGUACGAACGUGAAACCAAUCGCCUCAAGAAAGCUCUAGAACGAAGCGAUAAGUAUAUAGAGGAACUGGAGUCUCAAGUAGCACAGCUGAAACGUUCAGACGAGGCAAAGGAAGACAUGGGUGCCCUUUGCCAGGGGGCACCCUCUGAGGAUGGCAAGGGACCCAAAGGCAGUGAUGAGGUCGUGGCACCAAAGAAUCAGGGUGGCAGCGCCAGGAAGCAGGCUGGCUCAGCCACCUCUCCUUCAGCUACUCACCUCACAGCGCCCAGUGGCAGACUCACUGCCAGCAGUUCUGUCAGGCAGGACAGCACCAGCAAGACUGAACCAAACUGCCCCAAGAACAAAGACAGAUGCCCCAAGCCCACAGAGAUGCUGCUGGGCAUGCAGGAGACGCCAAUGGAGGCUUAUUUGGAAGGAGAGUGGGGCAGUAAGCCAAGUGACUGUGCACCCUACAAAGAGGAAGAGGGGUAUGACCUCCCCGCUCCCUGCACUCCUUUGUCCCUCAGCUGCCUUCAGCUAAGCACUCCAGAAAACAGAGAGAGCUCUGGAAUCAAAGCAGGGAGUUCCAAAAAGCAUGCAAACCAUCUCAGAAAACUGGUGUUUGAUGAUUUUUGUGAUUCUCCAAAUGCCUGUAAUAACAAUUCAGAGGAUGGUGGAAGUAGAAGUGAAAAUGAAAAGAAAUCAGACCGUUUUGCUUCCCCAAAGACAGGAUUUUGGGAUUGUUGCUCCACAAGCUAUGCCCAAAGCCUGGAGUUUGACAGUUCAGAGGGGAACACUAUAGCAAAUUCUCUUGGAGAAAUACCUUCAAAACUGAGUGAGAGGUCAGGAUCGUGCUUGUCCAAGAGACUAAAUUGUAUUCGCUCUCUUGAAAUGAACCGGACAAGAACAUCCAGCGAAGCAUCCAUGGAUGCUGCUUAUCUUGACAAAAUCUCCGAGCUGGAUUCCAUGAUGUCGGAAUCGGACAACAGCAAGAGCCCUUGUAGUAACGGUUUUAAGUCAGUGGAGUUGGAGGGGUCCUCAAAGUCCCCUCGAGGCAGUGAGUUCCUUGAGGAACCUGGCAAGUUGGAAGAAGGAACUAAACUGAAUCUUUCCAAACAUGCUCUUGCUACUGAUCAGUUAGAAAAUGGAAGUGAGUGGAAACACACUUCUUUUUUUCUCCUCUCUCCAUCUGACCAGGAAAUGAGUGAAGAGUUUUCUCUCCAUACCACUUCUAAUUCAGGAGCUAGUGAAAUCAAACCCCAGGGCUGUCUGUUUCAGACAGAGUUUUCCCAGGGUGUUCUGUUAAGCGGUUCCCAUGGACUAUUUGAAGAUCAGAGGUUUGGGUCUUCUUUAUUUAAGAUGUCUUCAGAGAUGCAGAGCCUUCACAGCCACCUUCAGUCUCCGUGGUCCACCUCCUUUGUACCUGAAAAGAGGAGUAAGAAUGUGAGUCAGUCAACAAAAAGGAAGAUACAGAGCAGCCUGUCCAACGCCAGCCCGUCCAAAGCAACUAAAAGCUGACUCACCAGAGCCAUCCUUGUGGCUUUGUCCUGAAAGGGGUGUGGAUGCUUUUAAUGUUACUGUAGUCACUUCAUGAAGAUUCUGUACAGUCCUGAACUGAUAAUCUUCAGGAAAGUGUCAAGUCAAAGAGGUGUGUACCCUGAGUCCAGGGUACUUCAUCUGGAAGAAACUGUGGGCUUUUCAUUGGUGAUCUUUCUUACCAGAGAGGUUAGAGGAGGGUUGCAUCUGUCUCUGUAUUGUUUAUUAUUUUGUUGUAAAUGAAUGUUGUAUGUAUCUGAAUUGGCUGUAUGUUGUUUUCUCAUAUCUUAUUUAACUGCUAGGUAUGGUGGCCUGUUAACUGUCUUCAGAACUUGUUUCUUGGAGCUUUCGGUAUUGUCUGGACCAUUCUUUAAAGCUAUUCCUAGAGUGGAAAUGAUUUUGUAUGUCCUUUUUUAUUUAUGUUUAGUGGUGGCCUAAUUUUUAUGCAAGGCCAUGCUGGAGAAAUGGCACUCACUCUGACCUUGGAGUAUUCACUGACUUUUUCUUAGGUUUUGCAUAGUUGUUUACAGCCUGUUUCAUUGUGUUCUGUCCUCUCUCUCUCUCUCUCUCUCUCUCUCUCUCUCUCUCUCUCUCCCUGUGUGUGUGUCUGUGUGUCUGUGUGUCUGUGUGUGUGUGUCUGUGUGUGAAAAUGCUCUGCUAGUAUGAAAAAACAUUUUUUGUAUGAAAAUACUUUUUCAGGUAGUUUAUAUGUGUUCAUCUUUGAGAGAGAGAGAGAGAGAGAGAGAGAGAGAGAGAGAGAGAGUAGUUAGAAAUCAUUAUGUAUUGGAAAGCAAGCACAGAUCAGUUGGGUUGGGAGGAACUUGAACAUCCCAGCUUCAUUUUCCAGAUAUAUAGAUAGAGAAGCAGUCUGUUCAGUGUUUGAUCCAUUGUGUCACAGGAAGCCUUUUAUGGGAUAAAGUUCUUGUUUGCAUGUUACUGCUCAUUGUGGGAACUUAAGCAUGGGAGCCCUUUUGCUUGCUCCAUUCUCCAUCCGGAGGAAAAAGAAGCUCCUACUGGCUAGUGAAAUAUCAAUUAUGUAGGACCUUUUUUUGGGGGGUGGGUGAAAAGUAACAGUGGGAAUGGGAAUAUGUAAGAGCUAAGCACAACUUUUAGUUUAGCCUUUAAAAACUAUUUUAAACAUGUUUGUUAUACCCAUAUAGGCUGUAAAAAUGAAUCUGUAUGCUAAUAACUUACCUAAUGUGCACUGAACGUUUUACAUGUAUUGUCGUACCUUAACACUGCAUGGUUUUCUAUGUGAAUUGAAUAAAGAAUGCCAUACGCCCUACA